This is a messenger RNA of Oryza sativa Japonica Group (Japanese rice), 1551 nucleotides long. Its product is annotated as F-box protein At3g58530. Gene Ontology annotation, cellular component: SCF ubiquitin ligase complex. Gene Ontology annotation, molecular function: protein binding. The record is from RefSeq and is a predicted model, not a curated record. Lineage: Eukaryota; Viridiplantae; Streptophyta; Magnoliopsida; Poales; Poaceae. Gene Ontology annotation, biological process: SCF-dependent proteasomal ubiquitin-dependent protein catabolic process.
CGGCGGCGGAGGCGGAGGCGGCGGCCGGCGACGAGGCGUGGUGCCGGGAGACGGUGCCCCGGGUGAUGGAGCUGGUGAGCCCGCGCCUCCCCCAGCGCGACGCCUGCGCCCUGCUCGCCGUCAGCCCCUGGUGCCACCGCGCCCUCGUCGCCAACCCCAAGCUCUGGGAGGUGCGGUACCGCGUCGCGUCGCUCCCUUCUACCUUCUUCGUCCUCCCGCUGCUUGCUCUUGGUCUCGACUCUCGAGGCGUGCUUCUUCGUUGUUUCGCGCUGCUGAGGAAGUGGUCCCUCGCCUGGGCUUCGUCGCUGGAGUGGCCGGUGAUUUAGCUCGUGUAGUCGGUGCUUGAUCUGCAUGAGAUGAACAAAGCUGGUGACCGACUUAUUUCAGCGAUAUCACUGCCAAGAUAUUGUCAUCUCAAAAUUAUUAACCUUGAAUUUGCUCAAGAUAUUGAUGACCGGCAUUUUGUUCGCCUGAAAGAAAUGGGAUGUACCUCACUGCAAGAGUUGGAAUUAUUGAACAUAAACGCAUGCCAAAAAGUUUCUGACAAAGGGAUUGAAACUAUUACAAGUCUUUGUCCAAACCUUCGGGCCCUUUCUAUCUAUUGGAUUGUUGGACUGACAGACUUAACCAUUAGGCACAUUGUGCAGAACUGCAAGCACAUAGUCGACCUGAACUUGAGUGGUUGUAAGAAUAUCUCAGAUAAAGGUAUGCAGCUAGUUGCUGAUAAUUAUGAAGGACUAAAGAAGUUGAACAUAACCAGGUGCAUCAAGUUGACAGACGAUGGACUUCAAGAAGUGCUUCAGAAAUGUUCUUCUCUUGAAAGCUUGAACCUUUAUGCCCUGUCAAGUUUUAGCGACAAGGUUUAUAAGAAGAUAGGAUCUUUAACUAACCUUACAUUUCUAGACUUAUGUGGGGCCCAGAAUGUAACUGAUGAUGGCCUUUCAUGUAUAUCAAGAUGUGUAUGUCUGACAUAUCUCAAUUUGUCCUGGUGUGUACGUGUUACUGAUGUUGGGGUGGUAGCUAUCGCACAAGGAUGCCGGUCCCUUCAAUUGCUUAGUUUAUUUGGAAUAGUUGGUGUAACUGAUGUCUGCCUGGAGGCUUUGUCAAAACAUUGCUCACGUAGUCUCACAACUCUUGAUGUAAAUGGCUGUAUUGGUAUUAAGAAGAGGAGUCGGGAUGACCUGAUUCAGCUGUUCCCGUUGUUACGGUGCUUCAAAGUACACAGCUAGUUGACCUGAAUUUCUGUUAAGUUGUUUAUUCUACCAGAGGUCAGUUCCCCCUGUUAACAUUUAAAACACAAUCGAGUUACUCCAUGAAGAAAAACAAUAGCAAGACAGUUUUGUCGACCUAGUGGCUAUAUGUAUUUUGAAUUUGGUGGAGAUCACAAAGAUUUUGUAGAACUUGUAUUUGAUUUUCUUACAGUGGUGGGAAGUUGAUCUGUUUGUUUCUGGUCCUGAUGCUUUGGAGUGUGUAUAUCCUGUAUGUGAACGCAUAUAUUAUGUGUGAACCAAAGGUUUUUUAGGGUGUGCUUGAGGAGCUCCUGUUAGGACC